This is a messenger RNA of Annulohypoxylon truncatum, 1544 nucleotides long. Its product is annotated as CDP-alcohol phosphatidyltransferase-domain-containing protein. Lineage: Eukaryota; Fungi; Ascomycota; Sordariomycetes; Xylariales; Hypoxylaceae. The record is from RefSeq and is a predicted model, not a curated record. Gene Ontology annotation, cellular component: Golgi apparatus; membrane. The coding region runs from base 478 to 1452 and encodes 324 amino acids. The transcript has 3 exons. Gene Ontology annotation, biological process: phosphatidylinositol biosynthetic process. Gene Ontology annotation, molecular function: CDP-diacylglycerol-inositol 3-phosphatidyltransferase activity.
UCAAUUUCACGGUCGACGCGAUCCCCGGCAGCUGGCACCUACCAAAACCUAGGCAGUUUUCUCUCUCCAUCCAAUCCGCCCUUCCCGACCCAGCCGAAAGGGACCCUUAUCAGAAGACAACGUUGGAACUUUAACUCCUCCCUCUUUGAUUGUCUAUCUAAUACUUGACCUCUUUAUCUGAUACUGACUUAGUAGUAUCUUACCUUCUACAUACACGUUAUUGACUUGGGAGCUCACUCGUCUAGCCCAUCGUCUUCCACAUUCUUUCAUGGAGGGUUAUCAUACCACACCUAUCUAAAUAUCACACCACGAAAAAAAGUCACCGAGUAACUUAUUACGCCACUUGUGCAUUUCAGCUGGGCGCUAACCUACGAGCAUCUUCUCAGCCUUUUAUCAACAUAUUAAUAAAUCCCUGGGAUCAAAUAUCAUCUACUCUCCCUUUUCCGCCCCUCGCCGCCUUUGAGAGUAGUCGUCAUCAUGUCUGAAAGAAGAACCAGGCGGCAGGCCGCUCUGGCAGCAGCCGCAGCCGCAAACGAUACUCCUACCAAAUCUAACAACCACGACGACGUCGCCCUAAACAGCGACGGUAUAAGCAACGACGGGAAUGGCCUGGCUGUUGCGCCUUCAGAUUCUAAAGUUGAUAACUCUCCGCGGGAGAACAUAUUCAUAUUUUGGCCCAACAUCAUAGGCUAUUCUCGUAUUGUUCUCGCUAUUGCGUCUCUAUACUACAUGCCCCUACACCCUCGCACGUGCUCGCUACUGUACAGUGUCUCGUGUCUUCUCGAUGCCCUCGAUGGCUAUGCCGCUCGCUAUUUCGAGCAGUCGACCAAGUUUGGCGCCGUCCUAGACAUGGUAACAGAUCGGUGUACCACUUCGUGCUUGCUCGUCUUCUUGUCCUCCGCCUUCCCGCGAUGGGCUAUCGUGUUCCAGGGAUUAAUUUCCGUCGACUUUGCCAGUCAUUAUAUACAUAUGUAUGCGACGCUAGCUAUGGGAGGUUCUGAUUCCAGCCACAAGAACGUAGACAAGUCGAGGAGCUGGUUGUUGAACUUAUACUAUACCAAUAAGACUGUUCUCUUCAUAUGCUGCGCGCUCAACGAAGUCUUCUUUAUUGCUUUAUACCUCCUCUCCUUUUCAUCGCCCCUUUUAUCACCACAGUUACUCGAGCCCCUCGGUGAGACCAGGGCUAGCGCCAUCCAAACUGGGGCGCAAGUUAACAGCUCAAUGCUCCGCCAGCUGUUUACCAACCCUUACAGCGCUGGUGCUCUGGAGAUGGCGCGCGCGAACAAGAUGGAUUCCACUUUCCCUUGGAUUCUCGCCGGGGUUAGCGCCCCCGUCAUGGCGCUGAAGCAAUUCCUCAACGUCGUUCAGCUUGUCAAGGCAUGUCGAUGGCUAGCUGAAGGCGAUGUCGAUGCGAGAAAAAAGGCGGGUCUGCCAAGGAAGAAGAGUGAAUAGAGCGACAUUCACGAGACGGAGACGGAGACGCUCAAAGAUGAUGAGGGCUGGGGUGGCGGUGGAUUAGGAUCUCGGGAUGAACCUGAAGACGA